GAGGACACGCAAGAAUGGACGAAUUUAAGGUGACGUUCACUCUGGCGUUGAUGAUUCUAUUCGUCAUCAACAUCAGCACAGCAGACCUGCCUAAGCCCAGCUAUGCGAGAACCAUGCUCAAAGUGUCCAGAAGCCUUCCAGGCGAGACUGAAGAGCUCAAAGUGCGAACCAGCGAAGGAAAUCUGGCCACUCUAAUCGUAAAACGUCGAGACAGGACUUUCCCCGAAGAUUCUCAACCCCUUGAACUUUCUAAAAACCCACAAAACUCUGAAAAACUCAACCCUGAAGAAGCUAACAACAAUACCAUGUCGUUAGACUCGUCAAAAAUGACAAAAACUAAAGAAGAGAUCCGAAAGCUGGAAGAAAUUCAAAUAGAGCAACUCAGAGCGAAAUUAUCAGACUCUGACAGUCAGAAAAGCUUCUCCAAGCCUGAAAACGUUUCUGCCAAUGAGAAAAUUAACAUUACCAAAACGAAUCGACCAGUUAGCGAAAAGAAUAUCGAUUAUGGCAAUUGGACGCCCCUAGGAACAGACGGAAGAGCAGUUCAGCUUCAAGAAUCGACGACUGAGGAGUAUCAGAGCUGGAAGCCUCUUCAGAGCGAUCUGAAGACGACUACAGAGGAAAGGACCAAUUACGCUAGGUUCGAUCCAGCUUUUCCCGGUAGCAGAUUGCUUCUGCCGCGUCAUUUUCAAGACAGGUCGCAGAGAAAAUUGCAACUGAAUGAGCAAAGUGACGAGAAAACACGUUUCGCAUUUCUGCCUCAUCAGGUUCGUCCAUCGAGGACAAAUAUCGGUGCAAACUUGUCGAAGAAUAGGGAUGCCAAGAAUGUACCGUCGGAAGUGAUAGUCAGAUCUGAGAUAAACGUGAAAUCGAACCCAAAGAGGUCGCCUAUGACUUUAGACAGAGAUGGUACGCCUGUGAUUCACGGAAAGAGGGUUCCCGACGAGCCUAUUGAUAAAAUUCAAACAUGGCGUAACGCAAGAGUGAUCAAUAAUAAGUUGAUUCACGACGGAACGUCUGGUGAUAGUUUGGAGGCUUCUUCGAGCUUCUAUCCGGCCGAGAAUGUCGUAGAGAGGCAGAGGUUCGACAGGUUUUUCAAGAAUGUUAACAGAAGGUACGGCAAGGACUACGAAGAAGAAGGAAAAAACGUGUUCUUCGAAUGGGACCCAAAGAACUACAAAAACGAAGCGCUCAAAGCGGAAGUAUACGAGCCCAAAAACGACAACUAUCGAAGCAGCUCUCACAAAAGGAUGCUCCACCCUGAUGGCGUGUCGAUCUACCCAGUGUCCCAACUCUACACACCGGAAAGCCAGAAAAUUGCUCCAGUUGCCCUGAAACCAGGCGCCAGAGCACCAGUCCUCCAAUACGCGCAUCCAGAACUGGGAGUUCAACCGGCAAAAAUCUUGAAGAACGAGAAAAGACGACCAGAUAAUUUUCCAGAGAACCAAUACUCCUUCACGGAGCAAAGACAGAAAAAGAAAUACGUAUUAAACGACAAGAACAUCGUGGACAGCUAUAACACGAAGAAUUAUUACCCUAAUCAACAUUUCUACGGACUGAAGAGGCCAAAUGACGCGCCAUUUUGGGUGAAGAUCUCGGAGAACCUGAAAAGUCAAUUUUCCAACGGCGUCGAGAAGGUUUCACAGUUCACUAGACCUGUAAUCGAUCCUCUUGUGGAAGCUACUCAUAAAAUAUCACAGAAUUUAGGUCUCUCCAAUGGCAAAGAAGCUCAGGAGAAGAUUGGCACCGUCACUUCCGGUAGCAGUAUCCUCAUUCCAGCCCUAGGACUCGUGGCUUCCGGCGCCGCUCUUGGGAUUGGAGCAGUCGCAGUCGGAAGAUACCUCGACGUCGACGUUCUGAAGAGAUCUAACGAAGAAUUUGCCACUGCAGUGGAGUACCAAAGAGCUUUAGACGGUGGACAGCCUUUGUUAACGGAGACUGGGCAAGGAAAUGGAAACGGAGAAACGAAAAUGUUCAAUAAUUACGGCGGAACUGUGUACUUCUUGGAGAAGGUACCGGAGAACGAAGGAGAGAACAGAGACGACGUGAGAUCUCUGAAUAAUCAGAAUGGUAUUCUAAUGGUUGUUGAAGAGGACCGUAAGACAGACAACGAAGAAAAUCUGCCAAGAAUUGUACAAAAUGAUCAAAUAAUAGCGAACAGAAGAAGAAAACGAAGUUUGGACUAUUUGGAUAUUUUCCAGGCCGAAGGAGACCUGAAGAAUCUCGUCAGAAAUAAACGUCUUCAGAGAAAAGGUGCAGACUCGAUCAGCGAAAUCGUUGAAAUCGAUCUUCCAGCUAGAGAAGGUAGCAUCGAUGUGACAGAAUUUCUUAUACCGAGGAGAAAUACCGACGAUAAAAAUAAUUCGAAGAGAACCAACAAAGAUCCAGCAAUUUUAGUGAUCGAAGAUAAAGAAAUGCCUGUGGAAUUUCUUCAGAAAAAUUUCGUCACUCGUGCGUCUGGUAAAAGUGAUUUAAGUGACCUGGAAAAGGUUGAGGAAAAUUCGAAAAAUUUGAUGGGUGAUUAUGCGAGGAAUUCUGUGGACGGGAGGGACGAGAAACGAAGAAGAAGAAGAAGCGUAGAAAGUGAUCAAGAGCUGGAAGACGCCCUUCAGAAUUUAGAAAACGCAGAAGUGGCCGAAGUGGCUCAUAUCGAUGGAGAUUGGACAAAUACACCGUGCGCAAAGAGGAUAUUCUGCGACGCUAUGAUACAAAGAGGUUCAGACGCGGUGAUUAUAAUGGAGAAAAAAAUGGCUGCCCUUUUAGGCCUGAUUCAGCCGGGAGCAGCUGUCCAGGUGUCCAGCCAUUUCCAACAGGUCAUGGACGCAGUUAGAAGACACGAUUGUUCCAGCUUUCUGUGUCCUCAGGCCAGGCCAGGCAACGUCUUCUUCUAG
This is a messenger RNA of Habropoda laboriosa, 2891 nucleotides long. RefSeq lists its product as uncharacterized. The coding region runs from base 15 to 2891 and encodes 958 amino acids. The record is from RefSeq and is a predicted model, not a curated record. Lineage: Eukaryota; Metazoa; Arthropoda; Insecta; Hymenoptera; Apidae. The transcript is spliced from 4 exons.